GACCACGACCGACGAUGGCAGAGUGCAGCUUUGAUCGCUACGGACCCCCUGUGUCGAUCCUCCGUCACCACCCUGGUGCUCUUGACGAGAAACAUGGGUUUGUGGAUCGAUCAAUGGAUGACAACACACACGAUAAUACUCCACUCAACGACGACCACGGCCUUUCCGACGAGAAGACCAGGUCGAAAGCAAGGGCGUCAUGUGGACUCCGAGCCUGGCGCAUGUUCCCUCGCUACCCUCCCCGCCGAGAUACUCGCCAGCAUCCUUUCGUACCUCGCCCCGGAUGACCUAGGCCGCAUCUCGGGAACAUGCCGCGUCUUGUAUCUCCAUAGCACAGACGAUCGACUCUGGCGACGGCACGUGCAGGAAAACGUACCGGGACAAGAUAUUACCUCCUCUCACCCUUACACCAACUUCCGCGAGCUAUACUCGGCCCACGACCCGCACUGGUUUGUUCCAAAAUAUAAGUUUUGGUUCUCCGACACUGGCCUCCCCGGGCGCAUCAUUAUCACCCGCUACAACCAGCGGGAAGGCACCAUCGAGGGCUAUCAGCUCCUUUGCCAGAACGUAAACACCAGUUUCCACACAUGGCAUGCGCCAGGGCCGAGCAUCGUAUCUGGCUUCAGCCCCUCACUCCAUCUUCACCACCAGCUCCCGGCCUUCCGCCUGUCAGGACGCCCCCAUUCUACCGAUCCCGCAAAUGCCUAUGAAUCCGGCUCUAGCAGCAGUAGCAGCGGGUCGGCCUGCCAAGAUGAAGAUACUCGGGGGAGGACUGGCUUCCGAUCCGAGGUUCUCAUGGAACCGUCUCCCACGAGCAGCGUUAAGAAUAGCUUCAGCUAUGCGCGCUGCCUUUCACCUGACGAUCUCGCGGCCCGCGCGAGCCCCCGCUUUCCCCAUAACCAUGUCUGGCCGUCGCCGUUGAUCGCCAGUGACCACCGCGUACUAGGCGCCGGCCUGGCACAGCCCAUGACCCUGCGGCUCAAAGACCGCGCUCGUUCGCGGCGCGAGGUUUACGAUAAGGCAUUUCGCAUCCACAAGUGGCUCAUGGUGCAGCAGUUUGAGCAGCCCAUAGUCGAGGCCGGCACAUUCGGAGCCCAUUUCCGCAGCGAACAGGCCGGGGCCACACCCCGCUACUUCGGGCUCCCCACCAUCGCCAAGCUCGGCGAGGAGGUCGCGACCUACUCGACCCUCGACCCGGCCCAGUACACGCCCACGGCCACCAAGCCCUUCCGCGGCAUCUUCGUCGGCGACUACGGCGGGCACGGCUGCGAGUUCGUGUGGAUCAACCAGCCGGACGACGACCCGGCGGCCGAGGACGCCUUCGACCCGGCGAGCGUCGCGCGCCGCGACGGCGAGUCCGACGACGACUACGCCGCCCGCCAGCGCGACGCCCAAGUCUACCGCGGACGGCUAGAGGCUGUCAAGCUGACCGGCGACGUCAAUGUGCCGCGCGGCGAGCACACCUUUGUGGUUGACGACCUCGGUGAGGCCGGGUUUGUGCGCGAGGAGACCAAGGACCCGUUCACGGGUGCGAGGGUGGUGAAGAGCAGGGCGCAUAUCGCGAAUACGGGGUUUCAGAAUGACACGUACGCGGACGGCGAGCUGUUCUUGGUGACGCCUAACCUUUUGGCGCAUAACUGGUUGUCGUUGGGGCAUAUUAGCUACUUGAUGCGGGUGGAUAUUGACAAGUUCAUCGUUCCCGGUGAUCACGACGCUGGCACGUCGGUAUGAUCGGCCGUGGGAAUGUGGACGAUAAUGGGGUGCUCGUGGGCUUGUGGCAACGUGGGUUCAACAGGUUACGUGGGCAAGUGGCGCAUUUGGCUUAGGGGCCAGUAUCUGGCUUCAAGGUUGGAUAUCUUGUUUUGGUUUGGG
Messenger RNA from Chaetomium fimeti, 1872 nucleotides. RefSeq lists its product as uncharacterized. The transcript is spliced from 4 exons. The record is from RefSeq and is a predicted model, not a curated record. Gene Ontology annotation, molecular function: protein binding. NCBI's taxonomy places the organism in Eukaryota, Fungi, Ascomycota, Sordariomycetes, Sordariales, Chaetomiaceae. The coding region runs from base 94 to 1731 and encodes 545 amino acids.